UCCGGAGUUCGUACCAGAGUCAUCGACAGAGUGUUACAACCAUGGAGAAAAAGUUCCAUGAUAAGGUAGAUAAGAUGAGGAAUCGACGGAGCGCACUCUGACAGCUUGCAUCUGUUCUUCAUUCACGUCGGUGAAAAUUGCGACCCUCAUUCCGUUUUGUUGCUCGCCCUCGCCUGUCGACUCCUCGCCUUUGGUGGGAGUGCAACUGUUGAUGUGAUAGCUAUCUUCAUACUUCUAUUGUUCCCUUUUCUUGCCAGAUAUUAUUAUGUACAUAUAUGUGUGUGGCCUGUGUAGACAAGGAAUGUGUGUCCAAGGUGUCCCCGAAUGUAUUAGCCCUGAAGAAUGGAAUAAAGGCGCGGGGCGGGCGGCCGCAAAGGAGUGAGAAAGUUACAGAAAGAUUUAUUCCGUGCGCGUCCUGUUCGUUCUUUCUCCUGGCCGACAUGAUAUAUAUGCAUCCCAAAGCCAAUGCGUCCCGGGCAGCCAGCUUUGCUACCAAGGCCAUAAUUUGUAGCAGCUAGAUAGAAGUUCAUGGGCUGCUGCGGUGGGGGCGCCAUGUCGUCGUCGUCGUCGUCGUCGAGGCCGAGGGGCGGCAUCCGGGAGGAGACGCUGCUCCGCGUCCCGGGCGCGUCGGUGCACCUCGUGGCCGGCUCCGAGGGGCCCCUCGAGCUCGGCCGCGGCGAACUCUCCGUCGUGAGGAUCUUCAAGGACGACGUGGCCGUGACCACCGUGGUGCGCGUCGGCCGCGAACUCGGCUGGCCGCUGGCGAGGGACGAGCCCGUGGUCAAGCUCGACCGCCUGCACUACCUCUUCACGCUACCGGACAAGGACGGCGGGCUCCUCAACUACGGCGUCUCCUUCGCCGACGCCACGCUGCUGCCGUCCUUUGACGCGCUCCUCAAGUCCAACUCCUGCUUCUCCACGCCUUCCGCGCCGUCGAGGGGCUCGAGGCCGCCGCCGCCGGCGUCGGCGUCGCCCGACGCGUACUGGAACGACUUCUCGCCGAAGGUUGGGAGCUACAACAACGUGCUCGCCAAGGCCAUCGGCGCGGGCACCGGCCACCUCGUCAAAGGCAUCUUCAUGUGCAGCGAGUCCUACGCCAGCCAGGUUCAAAAGGGAGCCAACCUGAUUAGCCCUCAAGCAGCCGGCGGCGCGAGCAAACGCUUCGGCGGCGCCGGUGGAGCUGACGGGAGCAGCCAGGCAGGUCCGGCGAAGCGUGGAGGAGUCAACAAGAGCCUCAAGAGGGUUAAGAAGAUGUCGGAGAUGACGGAGAAGAUGAGCAAGACGAUGCUGGACACGGUCAUCUCGGUGACGGGGUCCAUGGCCGCGCCGCUGCUCCGUUCCAACCAAGGGAAAGCCCUCCUCUCCACCGUCCCCGGAGAGGUCGUUAUCGCCUCUCUCGACGCCAUCAAUAAAGUGAUGGAUGCGGUCGAGGCUGCCGAGAGGAGGUCGCUUGCUGCGACCUCCAACGUUGUUUCUGGUGCAGUGUCCAAGAGGUAUGGAGAGAGCGCAGGGGAGGCGACCGGAGACGCAUUCGCCACGGUCGGCCACACCGUCGGGACGGCGUGGAACAUCUUCAAGAUACGCAAGGCCGUCACACCCUCGUCCUCCCUUCCGGGGAACAUGGUCAAGAGCGCCGUCAGGAACAGAAACUGAGGCCGACUCCACACGGCAGCACCGCCACCGUACCAACAGGUAGUAGCGCUGGCUGUGCUGCCCGGGGAGGACCAUCAGCAUACCUAAUGAAGACAUGUAAUGCUACUCCACAAGUUAUACAGUGUAAUAAUGCUUCUGCUUCAGCAAUUUCGGAUGCCUACAACAACCAAUGCGAGAAAUCAUAAAUCGGUUGCUCACUA
Triticum dicoccoides is the source of this 1853-nucleotide messenger RNA. RefSeq names its product senescence/dehydration-associated protein At4g35985, chloroplastic-like. Bases 529 to 1653 code for a protein of 374 amino acids. Gene Ontology annotation, cellular component: plasma membrane. The record is from RefSeq and is a predicted model, not a curated record. The transcript is spliced from 5 exons. Lineage: Eukaryota; Viridiplantae; Streptophyta; Magnoliopsida; Poales; Poaceae.